Messenger RNA from Penicillium canariense, 984 nucleotides. RefSeq names its product SRR1 family protein. Lineage: Eukaryota; Fungi; Ascomycota; Eurotiomycetes; Eurotiales; Aspergillaceae. The coding region runs from base 1 to 984 and encodes 327 amino acids. The record is from RefSeq and is a predicted model, not a curated record. The transcript has a single exon.
AUGCCACACACCUCCCGGAAAAAGCGCGCCCCGGCCCCGGCCCAGAAACGCCUCCAAGUCACCGACGACGACGGUUGGACGCACGUCACCUCCAGCACCAACGUGCGGCGCGUGAUCCGCGGCACACGCAAGGGCAGCGAGCAGGUCUCCCAGCCCAGUGCGCAAGGUGACCAGGACUCCAACGCCGAGCGCGAGGCCGAGGGUGAGGCCGAGCUGGUGCUCGGCCCUGCGGAGGCCCCGGGGCGAUUGACGCUGGCGGAGUUGCAGGCGCAGUACCGCGGGCAUCGUGAGCGGUGGGAGGGCUCGAAGACGUGGGCGCAGUUGAAGGGGCAGCUGGUCGAGCAAAUUGCGGACCGCGGGAUUGGACCGGGAGCAUCUCGACAGUCUGGAAUGGAUGAGGGACCGGUGCGCGGGCCCGUAGACGCGAUCGUGUGCGUUGGACUCGGUAGUCCGAGCGGGUUCCUGCGUGGUGGGUGGGUGGAUCGGCGGAGUGUGUCCAUGUACCAGCUUGCGGCGCUGGAGUGUAUCGCAGAGCGGCUAUCUCGUUCGUGUUGCCCUUCCCCGUUCCUCCGUUUCUCUCCAACAACUAACCAAACCACAUCUACAGGCCCGGACAACUCCCUCCCCCUUUCCUUCCCCAUCUACGCCCAAGACCCCGUCUUCAACACCCUCGACACAGCCCUCCUCGCCUCCCUCGGCAUAACAGUUGUCGCUCACCCAGCCGCCUUCUCCCUUAUCACCCCUAGAACCCUCCUCUUCUGCCCCGGUGCCGAGCGCAAGCACCUCGAGCAGCUGCUGCCGUCGGAUCCGUGCAUGGUAUUCGGCGGGCCGUUGGAGAAUACCGAGUCGGAGGUCAUCCAGGGCUUUGCGGGGCAGGUAGGGUCGUGUGCGCUGGUCCCGUUUGAGGCGAAUGAGCAUGCGUUCUGGCAGACCAGACUUUAUUAUCGGGCGAGGGUGGAGGUGAAUGUUGGCGUUGAGGCUUGA